Prorocentrum cordatum is the source of this 1320-nucleotide messenger RNA. The record is from the annotation of a GenBank genome assembly. Lineage: Eukaryota; Dinophyceae; Prorocentrales; Prorocentraceae.
AUGCUCGCCCUCGCUGGCACCGUCCUGCUCGGCGCGGCCCCGCUCAGCGCUGCAGCGUACCCCGUCACCUACACGAACUGCGGCGUGACGAACACCGUCAGCGCGGCCCCGACCAGGGUCAUCACGAUGAACCAGGGCGCGACUGAGUUCUUGCUCGCCAUGGGCCUCGAGGGCAGCAUGGUGGGCACCGCCUACCUGGACGAUUCCAUCUGGCCCAAGUACGCGGCCGCGUACUCCGGCAUUCCGGUCCUGAGCUCGUCCUACCCCGACGAGGCCGACAUUGUCGCCCUGAACCCCGACUUGAUCGUUGCGUCGUAUAGCUCGGCCUUCAGGGCGCUGUACACAACCUCCUCUGGCUCGACCCGGGGCGUGUUCAACAUGUCGUGCACGGGGGACGGUUCCGAGUACGGCGCGGAUUGGACCACUUGCCGUCCGCAGCUGAACGCGAUGGGCCACGGGACGUACAUGUUCGAGGACGCUUGCGAGAACAGCUCGCUGCGCCCAGACACCGUCUCGGAGGAGACCGUCUACGAGGAGCUGGAGACCCUCGGGGAGAUUUUUGGAGUGGACGUGCAGCCGAUCAUCGACGAGAUGAAGGAGGACUUCGACAGAGCGGCGGCCCUCGUCUCGGCCAGCAUGGCCAGCGCCCCGCUGAAGACCGUCUGGCUCGACUGCGUCGGGCGCUGCUGCGCCGUGGCGGACGGCGAAGAGGAGGAGGUCUACGUGGGGGCGGGCGCGGGGGCCCCCAACAUGCUGAUGGAGGAAGCGGGCCUGACGAACGUGUUCUCGGACGAGCCCGGCAGCUGGGCCUGCGUCAAGGUCAGCUCCAUCAUCGCCGCGGCUCCAGACGUCAUCGUGGUUGUCGACGCUGCCUGGGACUCGGCGGCCGAGAAGAUCCAGUGGCUCUACAACGACGCGGAGUUCUGCCAGCUGGACGUGCUGAAAGCCGCCCGCUUCGUGUCGAUCCCGUUCAGCGCGACCACGCUCAGCCCGCGCAACGGGCCGGCGGCGUACGAUCUCGCGAUCGCCGCGAUCCACGUCCGCACUGGCAUCACGACGCCUGCGCAGGAGUCGGGGGUGGGCUCGUUCAACCCGUACUACCUCCAGAAGGAGUCCGAGUGCGGGAAGUGCCCGCUGAGCAUGACCGACGUGGUGUACACCGACUCGGGAGACGACGACACGGUGUCGGUGGACUGCCCCACCACCACGGCGCCCAGCGGCGAGGACGUUGCGUCCAAGGGCUCCCGUGCCCGCAUCGCAUACCUCCGCGCGUCGGUGGCGGUGGCCGCCGUGGUGCUGUCGCAGUUCUCGUGCGCCUGA